AUGCCGACUAGCGGGGCUCCCUCAACGUAUCAGUACAGGAAGCACAGCAAGUCUUUCACCGGCUGCUGGACGUGUCGAGGGCGCAAAGUCAAGUGUGAUGAACGCCGGCCGAAGUGUAGCCAGUGCACACAGAAGGGAUUGGUGUGUGGUGGCUAUGAUGUCCGGUUGCAGUGGAUCACCCCCGAGACCGGGGACGGUUCUGAGGCCACGAACCCGCAGCUGAUGCCCGUCCCAAGCAGCCAUAGGAGCAGAAUAACCAUGGGCCCUCCACUGCCCGCGCUGUCACUUGAGAAGAUCGAUAACAUUAUACUCACACUUGACUCAUUUAAUCCCGAGGACUUAACAGCCACUGAAAAGGACAACGAUCGGUCUAGAUUUCUCAAAUGUUUUGGAGUCUUUGGCGCAGCGGAUGACCACUCUUCAGUCAGCCUGCUUAUGCAAUCAACAUCGUCGGCGCAACCUACCUCCAAUAACAUUGAUGUCACGCCAUCGCCUAACCACUCUUCCAGUCUCACGGAAAAUGCACAAUUUUCUCCACCACAGGAUAUUGAUAUUUCACUCCCGCUCACCACCUUUCAUGACAACCACAUCCUUGAUGGCUCAGACCCCUAUUUUGAUGACAUUUCCAUAGAUCAGGUUGACCUCGGUUGGCUAUUUGAUACCCAAAAUGCAAACUCGCUAUCGCAGGAUCUCAAUAUACAAUAUAAGACGAACGGGAUCUUCGGAAGUCCCUCAUGGCACGAACCCUUCGAGCCCAUCCCACGUAGCCCCCCUGUCUCAAACGGUAUAUCUCGACAAGAAAGGUUUCUGAUGUACCACUACACAAGCAAGAUUGUCAACCUUUUUGUGGUUUUGGAAAACGUGAAAAGUCCUUGGCAAACUAUCCAUAUACCGCGGGCUCUGCAGAGCGCAGGUGAACUUGUCGUGAUGGGCUAUUCGCCUCCAUCCAAAAAUGCACUGAGGAACGCCUUGCUAUCAAUCAGCGCAUUUGCCUUAUCAAAUGAGCACAAGAAUCAAGGCAGAUUUGAAGAUGGCCAGAAAUGGGCCGGCGUGGCAACGGGUUUUCGUGGGAUAGCUAUAAAGCACCUCAAGGAGGCCGUGCAAACCGGCUUCUUCAACGGAUCGCGACCCAGGUAUAAGGAAUGUCUUGCGACAAUGCUUUCAAUGAUCUCAAUAAACGUGAUGUCUGGCGAUACGGAAACGUGCGCCAUGCAUCUUGAUGGAGCAUACCGCUUGAUAAACCAAGCAAGAAGUUGGAAGAAGAAGUAUUCCAGCAAAGCUCAAGCGCUUCACCGCAUAUACUUCUUCCUGCGGACAGUUUAUGAAAGCACUAGGAUGAUACCUGCGACCGCUCAGAGUAGCAACAGCGACAGCCCCAUGCUGGAUUGGGGCACGUCAGCUGAGGCUAUAUCAGGUGUCCUCCCAGAGGAUGGCCCAACAUCGGCCGGCCGCUCGCCAUCUGACCAGUCUACAAAUGACAUGUGUACAUACGCACACAUCUACGGAGUGCCUCAUAGCCUACUGAUCCUACUAAACAGGGCCGUCGAGGUUGUCCGUAUGGUCAUGGAGGAGCGGGAGCAGACAAGAGUCCGAGGACUGUCAUCGGAUUUGGCGGCCAAGUGCGACGAGAUGGAAUUAAGUAUCGUGGAGUGGAUUUCCGAUCCAAUCAACGACCCUGCAUCUCCGGGAAGAGUAACUCCAACGAACUCGAUCAUCAUGGAGCACAUGACUCGAGCUUUCCACAACGCCAUCAUCAUCUACUUUGCACAGCAUGUCCGCCUACUCAAGCACCAGUACCUUCAGCCGUUCAUCACCAAGGUGAUCGAUAGCAUAGAGACCAUAGAAAGGAUCAAAGCAGAAGCACACAUCUUUGCCGCGCCACUCUAUUGGCCUGUCUUUAUAGCAGCGAGCGAGGCGUUUGAACCUGCUCUACAAGAGCGAUUCCAGAAAUGGUACAGGGAUGUGGAGAUAUACGGAAUUGGUUGUAUUAGGACGGGAACCCAAGUGCUGUCAGAUGUCUGGGAUAAAGGCCCGUGCCCAGGAGCCACGCUUACCAGUAUUUGGAGGAUGGUACUUGAGAGACGAGGCGAUAUCCUGUUGUUGAGUUAA
Messenger RNA from Clonostachys solani, 2109 nucleotides. Lineage: Eukaryota; Fungi; Ascomycota; Sordariomycetes; Hypocreales; Bionectriaceae. The record is from the annotation of a GenBank genome assembly.